AUGAAUGACAGAGCAAAUGAAAAUUUAUUGAAGACAAAUUCGUACAACUUAGGUAUUGAUGAUAUCCAAAAUUUAGGUUCUAUAUAUUCUUUUCAAAAUAAGGAAAAAAUUGAAAAAUACAAUGAAGAAAUCAAACUAUUGAAACAACAAUUAAAUGAUUUGAACGAGAAAAUGGGAAAAUGUUAUAUACCUAAGACUAUUGAACCAACCAAAUUCCCAGAAUUAACAUUUUGGUUCUAUGAAUUAAAAGAGAUGAAAGAGUUUCAAGAUUUGGUAUUAUAUGAAAUAAAAAGGAAAAAGAGGCAUUUCAAAAUUUUAAGUCAAAGUUGUGUAAAAUAUUUAAGUAAUAAAGAAAAAUUGAAAUUAAAAAAACAAGAAGAAGAAGAAAAGAGAUUAAAAUUAUAUUCUAAAAAUAUAUCAUCUUAUAUGGAUUUAUUUUGGAAAAAGAUAGAGAAAUUAGUAUGGGAAGAAAAAAAAAAAGAAUUACAAAAAACAUUAAAUAAAAAAAAAGAAAUGCGAUUUAAAAAAUUUGUAAAAGGUGCAAUUAAAAAAAUAAAAUGUGCUAGACAUAAUGCUCAUGAAUUAUUUGAAAAUAAAUCAUUUAGUGUUAGUUCUUAUAAUAAUAGUGAACAGCUUAAUAAUUCUUCCAAUUUAGAUAAUUUAGAUAAAGAAUUGAAGGAAGAAGAUCUAACUGAUCAAGAAGAAGAAGAUAUUCUUUUAGAUGAACAAAUGGAAUCAAGUGAUGAAUUAGAAGAUAAAAAAAAAGAAAUUAGCUUAUUAGAUGAUGAAGCAAAUAUUCCAAUUGAAGAAUUAUUAAAAAAUAUUUAUGGGUUCAAAAGUGGAGAAGAAUAUUUAAAUUUAAUGCAGAAAAAGGAAGAAGAUUAUGAAGAAGGAAAUGAUGAAAAAGAUGAAGAAGAUGAAAAAGAUGAAGAAGUCAACACAAAAGGAAAAAAUGAAGAAAAAAAAGGAGAGAAGAUAAAAAAAGAAAAAUAUGAAGAAAAAAAAGAAGACCAGAUUAAAAAAGAAAAAUAUGAAGAAUAUUCGAAAGAUGAAAAGAAUGAAGACAAGAUAAAAAAAGAAAAAUAUGAAGAAUAUACGAAGGAAGAAAAGAAGGAAGAAAAGAAGGAAGAAAAGAAGGAAGAAAAUUUAAAAAAAGAAAAAUAUGAAGAAUAUUCUAAAGAAGAAAAGAAUGAAGAAAAUUUAAAAAAAGAAGAAUAUGAAGAAUAUUCGAAAGAAGAAAAAGACACUAAUGAAGUAAGUAUAAAAAAUAAAGAUGUUGAAAAUGAGAAAAAUAAAAGUAUUUUAAGAAAAGCAAGUAAUGAGAAUAAAAAUAAUGAGAAAAAAAGAAAAAUAGAGAAAGAAGAAUAUAAUUUAAGAAAGUCAAAAAUAUUAAAGAAUAAUUCUUCAAGUAAAAAAGAUGAAGAAUUGGUAUGUAAUAUGGAUGAAAAACAUUUAACAAAAAUUCCACCAAUUAUUAAAGCAACAUUACGUGAUUAUCAACAUGCAGGUCUACAUUGGUUAUUGUAUUUAUAUAAAAAUAAUAUUAAUGGUAUAUUAGCAGAUGAAAUGGGUUUAGGAAAAACAUUACAAUGUAUAUCUCUGUUAAGUUAUUUAGCUUUUUAUUUUAAUAUAUGGGGACCACAUCUCAUUAUUGUCCCUACUUCUAUUUUAAUUAAUUGGGAGAUUGAAUUAAAAAGAUUUUGUCCAUGUUUCAAAAUACUAUCAUAUUAUGGUAGUCAAAAUGAAAGAUAUAAAAAAAGAAUUGGAUGGUUUAAUAAUGAUUCUUUUCAUAUUUGUAUAUCUAGUUAUUCUACAGUAGUUAAAGAUCAUAUAAUUUUUAAAAGAAAAAAGUGGAAAUAUAUUAUAUUAGAUGAAGCUCAUAAUAUCAAAAAUUUCAAUACAAAAAGGUGGAAUAUUAUAUUAAGCUUAAAGAGAGAAAAUUGCUUAUUAAUUACUGGUACUCCUUUGCAAAAUAGUUUAGAAGAGUUAUGGUCUCUUUUACAUUUUCUUAUGCCUAAUAUUUUUACUUCUCAUUUAGAUUUUAAAGAAUGGUUUUCAGAUCCUUUAAAUUUAGCUAUACAAAAAAGUAAAAUUCAUGACUCCAAAGAAUUAAUUGAUAAAUUACAUACUGUUAUUAGACCAUACAUUUUAAGAAGAUUAAAAAAAAAUGUAGAAAAAGAAAUGCCAAAUAAGUAUGAACAUAUUAUAAAGUGUAAGUUAACAAGAAGACAAAAAAUUUUAUAUGAUGAAUUUAUAAAUAAUAAAAAUGUUCAAAAUACUUUAAACGCAGGGAAUUAUAUAGGUUUAAUGAAUAUAUUAAUUCAAUUAAGAAAAGUGUGUAAUCAUUGUGACUUAUUUACAAAUAAGUAUAUUCAAACACCCUUUUAUUAUAAUUUACCUAUCAACUUUUAUAUUCCUCGUUUUUUUAUUUUAUUUAAUAAAAAUUACUAUCUAGAUUUCUAUCUAAUUAUUUUUUUACAUAAUGAAUUCACUUCAAUGGGAGGAAAAUGUGUAAACAAAAAGAAAAAAGAAGAAGAUAAAGAAAAAAAUAUUUUAAUGAAUCCUUUAUAUUUUAACCAGGGUUAUAUUAAUGAAGUAACCACCAUUUUACCAAAUAUAAACAACUGUGAGCAGACUUCUUUUUGUGAUAAUUUUCAAAAUACAAAUAUAAUUCUAAAUGAUUCUUGCAAUGAAUCUAAUAUUAAUCUUAGCUGUAAUUUUCAACAUGUGCAAAAUAAUAAUAUUUUUGAUAAUAAUUCUCAAAUUAUGCAAAAUUCUAGCAAUUUUACGAAUUUUCAAAAUAUUCAAAGUAAUAAUAAUAUUGAUAACUUUCAAAAAAUGAACAAUUUUAACAUUGAUAAUUUUCAAAAUAUGCAUAAUAUUAAUAAUAUCAAUAAUUUUCAAGGUACAAAUAAUAUUAGUAAUUGUAACAAUUAUUAUAAUACACAAAAAAAUAAUUUUGAUAAUUUUCCAAAUUCAUCUAGUAAUAAGAAUUUUUGUAAUUUUCAAAAUAUUCCGAACAAUUUCUUCAUAUCUAAAGAUUUACAGAAUGAAAACUAUAUAAAUAAUGACUCAAUGAUAAAAAAUAAUAUACCUCAUUCUUAUUUAUUUCAAAACAUAAAUAACACAAAUAUUAACAAUUCGGAUAUUUCAGGAAACUUAAUAAAUGAAGGAAAUACUUUUAAUGAAAAAGAAAAUAUAUCUGUAAAUUUUAAAAAUACAUCUGUAAAUUUUAAAAAUACAUUUGUAAAUUUUAAAAAUACAUCUGAAAAUUUUAAAAAUACAUCACAUAUAGAUAUGAAUACAAAAGAUUUAAAUAGUUAUGUUUAUGAUGAAAUUUAUAAAAGCAAUAUUCCUAAAAAUCUUUUAACAUAUUCUGAUGAAUUUGUGAAGGAAUUAAAUAAUAAUUAUGAUAUAUUGUCAAUUUAUAUUGAUCCUUGUAAAAAGUAUAAAAGUUAUGAUGAGUAUUUAUAUAACAUGGAUAAAAGUGUUCAAACAAAUAUCUGUGAUAAUAUUAAUAAAUCAAAUAAUAAAAAUAUAUCUAAUGAAUUUAUGAAUUUAAAAAAAAGAAAAUUCAUAUACAAAUAUAAUAUGAAAGUUAUAAAUAAUGAAACUCAGUAUAGAAAUUUUUUUUUUGAUGAUACUAAUCAAAGUUAUGUAAAUUCAAUUGAACAUAAUUUAUGGAUAAAAAGGGAGAGAGAAUAUGAUAAAAUCAAAGAGGAAGAAAAUAAAAAAAAGUUUUCAUAUAUAAAUGAAUAUAAUUAUAUAAAAAAUAAUAGGACUCCAUUAUUUGGUAGUAAUUUAUUGCAUUUCAUUAAGAAAGAAUUUAAGAAAGAUAAAAAUAUAUCAUAUAACUAUAAUAACAAUAUAACCAUUGACUAUUAUACAAUGAAAGACGUGAAUAUACAAGACAUUACUGAAACGAAGGAAGAUUAUAUAGAUGUAGAAUUGAAAGAUAUAAAAAAAACUGAUAGUAAUAAUUAUGAAAACGUAUUAGAUGGAGAAACACAAAAAAAUAAAUAUAAUUUAAAUGAAGAUAUUAAGAGAAAUAAUAUAAAUGUUUCAUAUAUUCUUGAAACCCUAUUUCCUACUUUAGAAAAUUUUUUAAAAAAUUAUGAAAAAAUAAUUCAUAAUUUUAUUGUAGUAAAUAAUCCAUUAGUCAUUUGUAAUAAUCAUAAAAUAUCAAUAAAUAAUAAUUUAUUAAAUAAUAAUAAAAAAAUAGAUCCUAUAAUUAGAAAAAUAAAAGUAGCUACAAGAGUUUAUCAUAAAGCAUUCUUAAAACAGUCAAUUAUCUUUCCUUUAAAUAAAGAUAUAUCACUAGGAAGUGGUAAGUUGUUUGCUUUAGAGAAAUUAUUAGCGAAAUGUAAAAAGGAAGGAAAUAAAUGUUUAUUAUUUACUCAAUUUAUAAAGAUGUUAGAUAUUCUAGAAAUUUUUUUAAAUCAUUUAAAUUAUUCUUUUAUAAGACUUGAUGGUUCAACUAAAGUAGAACAAAGACAAAAAAUAGUAACCAAAUUUAAUAACGAUAAGUCAAUAUUUUUAUUUAUUUCUUCAACACGUAGUGGAAGUAUAGGAAUAAAUUUGAUUGCAGCAAAUGUAGUUAUUUUUUAUGAUACUGAUUGGAACCCAUCUAUUGAUAAACAAGCAAUGGAUAGAUGUCAUAGAAUUGGACAAACGAAAGAUGUUCAUGUGUUCCGAUUUGUUUGUGAAUAUACAGUUGAAGAAAAUAUAUGGAAAAAACAGCUACAAAAAAGAAAAUUAGAUAAUAUUUGUAUAAACAUGGGUAAUUUUAAUAAUUCCGAAACUAAUAACAUAAAUAAGGAUUGGUUCUCCAAUGUUGAUUCAAUUAAAGAGAUUUUCAUUAAUAAAAAAAACAAUGAUGAAGAUGACGAUAUAUAUAAAGACCGAUUAUUACAUGAAUAUUUAGAAGAUAAUGAAAAGACUAACUUUAGAUUUGAAAAAACAUUAGAACAUGUUGAAGACAAAGAUGAUAUCAAUGCAUUACAUGCAGCCAAAAAAGAAACACAACAUGUUAUAUCUCAGGAUUUGCAAGAAUUUACUAAUAAAAAUGAUUUCCAGGAAGUAUACAAUCUAACUUCUUACUGUUUUAAUUUUUUAAAUGAUAAUUUGACAGAUUCUUUAAAACAACAAAUUGACGAAAUGAAAAUGAAAAUUGAAAUUGAAAUGAUGAAUGGUGGAGGAGAUGAAAAUAUAUCAAUUAGUGAUUCAUCAAGCCAAAGUGAAGCUUCAAAACAUGAAAAUGAUUCUAAAGAUAUAGAAGAAACAUAA
This is a messenger RNA of Plasmodium gallinaceum, 5286 nucleotides long. It is a transcript of the gene SRCAP, whose product is annotated as Snf2-related CBP activator, putative. The record is from RefSeq and is a predicted model, not a curated record. The transcript has 5 exons. NCBI's taxonomy places the organism in Eukaryota, Apicomplexa, Aconoidasida, Haemosporida, Plasmodiidae. Gene Ontology annotation, molecular function: ATP binding; histone binding; ATP hydrolysis activity. The coding region runs from base 1 to 5286 and encodes 1761 amino acids. Gene Ontology annotation, cellular component: Swr1 complex.